CGUGUGCGACAACACAUUUUCCGUGCCGCAUUAGUUUGGCUAAUUUUUGUCGGUUAGUUCUGCAGCUAGGCCGUUUAAAACGGAAAUUUAGCUUAGAGUACGCUUGUUGUUAGAUAUUUAUCUGUUCACAAGCAUUGGCAGCGGCCAGUGAGAAGAAAACUGUCCAAGGCGGUCUACUCGCACCUCAACAACACGCGCCGGAAGAACCGGAAGAAGGCAAUAGUUGAUCAAAGCAUCCUAAGUUCGUUGAUAGUUUAAGUUACGAUAAAACAGUUGAACGUAGGAGUCGUUCGUAAAAUAGUUGAUCAACGACCCUUGAGUUAAUACAGAUCGAAAUCUACGUAAACCGUAAAAAAGGAAACUAGCUAGAGAUCCCCAGCCGGUCUGCCCAUCGGUAAAAAAAACCACAAUCAACUAUCCAACCAAGCAAAACACGCUACAAUGAGCGAAAGCGUGCCAGCGGGAACGUCGUCUACAGCGUCAGCCAACGUAUCCUCCAAUGCAGAAGAAAAUGCACGAAAGGUGCAAAGCUAUAAGGACAAUCUUAUCAACCGUGCCGAAGUACUAAUCACAAAAGAGUUCCCUGAACGCAUACUGCGCCUGAACGCUUUACUAGAUACGCCCAAGUUUUCCGAACGUAGUUUCACUGAUGUUCACCAGGAUCUGAACAUUCCAGUACCGGAGCCAAUUCUGCUCGACGGCGACAGCACUGCUGAAGAUGAUCUUCCUGCUAAGCGCGCUCGGAUGAACUCGAACAAUGUUGCUGAAUCCGGCGGUGGCACCAAGGUUCAUGCCCUACCAAUGGGGCGCGUCGAGUGCAACAAAGAGAUCAGCGAGCUUGUCUUCAUAGUGAAGCCGAUCAUACGAUCCCUAGUGGAGGACUCCAAUCUGCUUAAAAUGUGGAUCUCUUUUAUGAUACCGAAGAUCGAAGAUGGCAAUAAUUUCGGGGUUUCCAUCCAGGAGGACACGCUGGCGGAAAUACAGUCGGUAGAAACGGAGGCGGCGGCCUUCUUCGACCAGAUAUCGCGGUAUUUUGUGUCGCGUGCCAAGGUCGUCUCGAAGGUGGCCAAGUAUCCGCACAUUGAGGACUACCGUCGGGCGGUGGCGGAAUUGGACGAGAAAGAGUUCCUGAGCCUCUGGCUGGUGCUGAGUGAGGUCCGAAAUCGCUAUUGCUCGCUGCACGACAUUGUCAUAAAAAAUAUGGAAAAGCUUAAAAAGCCGCGCUCGUCGAACGCAGAGAGUUUGUACUGAGCCCACGCGAACAUUGUUCUUGUACUCUCAAAUUUACUUUAUUUCUCUCAAAUUAAUUUUUCCAACGUUUGCCUCCGUACACAUACACUUUUCCCAAUUGAGGACCAUACCUUACUACCAGCUCAAAGUUCUGUGAACGCGCCGAGAAAAACCGGGUCAUCCAUGCAGAGCAUGCUUCUACGCAGACUAUUGACUAUCUAAGUAAUGAUAAAUAUACUACUAAUGAAUUUCAUGUAAUGCCAGUUCGGCAAUUACUUUAACCAACCAAUCGAACAAUCGAGGAGGAAGCUAAGGAUAGGGCAAACAGUGUUCCAACCUGGUUCACAAAAUUUGUACAAUUUCCGUUACGCCAACCAUCAUCAGUCAGAUGAGUCCCCUGGUCAGACUUUUUAGGCACCCACCACGGUUAUGGUUAGUUGUGUGUUGGCAAAAUAAAUAUGGUGUAGCGCGCUGGUACCCGAAAAAUGUCAUCGAUAGGCGAUCUUUGACGUACGAUGUGUUAGAAGUCUUCUAUCCUUUCCAUAUUUCGGUUUUCAUUUUAAUUUUCCGCGCUGUUCACUUCGUAAGAAUUCACUGAUACAAUAAAAUAUGAAGAAAGACAAAAGA
Anopheles coustani is the source of this 1857-nucleotide messenger RNA. RefSeq names its product proteasome activator complex subunit 3 (gene REG). Gene Ontology annotation, biological process: regulation of G1/S transition of mitotic cell cycle; positive regulation of endopeptidase activity; regulation of proteasomal protein catabolic process. The transcript is spliced from 2 exons. The coding region runs from base 442 to 1251 and encodes 269 amino acids. Gene Ontology annotation, cellular component: cytoplasm; nucleoplasm; proteasome activator complex. Gene Ontology annotation, molecular function: endopeptidase activator activity. Lineage: Eukaryota; Metazoa; Arthropoda; Insecta; Diptera; Culicidae. The record is from RefSeq and is a predicted model, not a curated record.